Messenger RNA from Daphnia carinata, 2378 nucleotides. RefSeq names its product neuropeptide F receptor-like. NCBI's taxonomy places the organism in Eukaryota, Metazoa, Arthropoda, Branchiopoda, Diplostraca, Daphniidae. Gene Ontology annotation, biological process: G protein-coupled receptor signaling pathway. Gene Ontology annotation, cellular component: membrane. Gene Ontology annotation, molecular function: neuropeptide Y receptor activity. The record is from RefSeq and is a predicted model, not a curated record. The transcript is spliced from 3 exons. The coding region runs from base 540 to 2054 and encodes 504 amino acids.
CCGCGCAGAAGCGCCAAACAUGUAAUCUCUCCGUGCUCCCUCGUGAGCUUCAUAGAAAACCCGACUUUCCUAUAUAAAAGAGCCAACACUUUGUUUUCGGUCGCCAAAAAAAUACUAGAGCUGUGCGGAUGUCGACCUGGUGCUGUCAGUUCUCCGUAAUCGUUCAUCUAAGCAUUAGCCCACUUGACUUUUAGGUUCAAUUAAGUUAUCGAGUGUCCUCUACUGUCUGCGAUAAGACGCCGACCAAUUAUUACAUGUGUUUGUACACUCCGAGUGGAUGUGAGUGUGUGUGCUGAAAUUUACCCCCAUCCAUUUAGUGUCCUCUAUCCGGAUGCGUGUUGGAAAAGAUCUAGAGUGGUAAAUAAAAGAAAAUCGAUUGAUGAGCAGACUGCGGAUGCCGUGUCAGCUGGCUCCCUAAUUUUGUAAUGCGAUCGUUUUUUUCUUCUGAAAAGUUUUUUGUCGAUUCGACAAGACGACGUCUGUGACUAGCCAAUAGGAAGUCAAGAUUGACCGCACCCCUAUUGAACUCGGCUGCCAACAUGGAGGAUUAUCAACCGUUGAACGAUUCGUUUGACGACCCGCACAAUCUGACGGCCUGGAUCAUGCAACAUAUGGAGCGAACGGAAGGCGGUCUUGGCGGCCAAUUGAAUCACACGACAAUCCGAAUUUUGGUGCACAAUUUGACCAAUUUAUUGUUGAAACAUCACAGUAGCGGUGGCCCAGGGGGUUUAAUCAAUUUCAAUAUUGACCCGGACGACGAACAUUAUUGGUCCCGAGUGAUGGAAAAUAGGAGGGUAGGAUACGGGGCCUCAUGCGUUCUCAUCACCCUUUACUCCGUCCUCAUUAUGGCCGGCUCUCUAGGCAACUGUCUCGUCAUUUGGGCCGUCAUCCGACAGCCCACGAUGAGGACUCUGCGCAACACGUUCAUCACCAAUUUGGCCGUGUCAGAUCUUUUGUUGUGCCUCGUGACCAUGCCGUUGACUUUGCUAGAGAUCAUCACGAAGUACUGGCCGCUGGGCGAUUCGGCCAUUAGCUGCAAGAUGGCCGGUGGAUUACAGGCCGUCUCGAUUUUCGUCUCGACCAUGUCGAUCACGGCCAUCUCUCUCGACCGUUACCAGUUGAUCGUGUAUCCGACGACAGACUAUUUGAAGCGGAUAGGCGCCGCUGCCGGCCUUUUUUCUAUUUGGGCACUGAGCUUUCUCCUAGCGGCACCUAUGUUCCUAUUCCGUUCACUGGACCAUCACUCACUUUGGCCAUCGCAUUACGGAAUAGGCGUCGAAUCCGUUGACUACUGCUACGAAAAUUGGCCAGUUGCACAUGGCAGAGCUCUCUACUCAGCGGCCACGAUUGUAUUACAAUAUGCGGCGCCCAUUCUCAUCGUGUCCGUCGUUCACGCCAAAAUAUGCCGACGUCUACGUUUGCGACAAUCGCUCAUGAUGUCAAUGGGAAAAGAUUCGAAGAAACAAGCGUCAGAGAAACAGCGACUGAGACGGCUGAAUUCUUUGCUCGUUACGAUCGCUUUCAUCUUCGCGGUUUGUUGGAUGCCACUCAACGUUUAUAACCUGGUGCUUGACCUGUACAACCCGUUCCAAAAGCCUGAAGAUCAAGAGACCAUGCUGAUCAUCUAUGCCGUGUGCCACGUCCUGGGCAUGUCUUCCGCCUGCGCCAAUCCUUGGCUCUACGGCUGGUACAAUGACAAUUUCCGAAACGAGUUCCGUGAUAUCGUCAGUCCUUUACUGCGGUGUUUCAGCCGCCAUUGUCCCGCGUUGGCCACCUCCAUUUCCGUUUCCAGGUCGUCGUCCAGGCAAAAGGCUGUGCAGCGUCCUGACGCUACUGUUAACGGCGUGAAUGGCGGUGGGGUAGGGGGAACAGGCGUCUUUAACGGAGAGGACGAACGUUCGCAGAUUGCAUGUACGGACGACGACGAUAAUUUGCCUCAUCUGAUCAACAACAUCCCAAUGACGUCGAUGCAAAUCAACCAAUUGACCUGCGAAGUCGAAAUGACGUACUCGUCUUGCAUCCAGUCUACCAUCCAAUCCAGUGACAUGCUCUGAAAUACUGCCAUCUAUGGACAAGAAAAGAAGAAAAUUUUUGCAAACUCUUUGUCUCCCAUUGUUCUUUUGUUAGUUUCUUGUUGUCCUGACAACAUCUUGAUUAAAACCGCAGUCACAAAAGGUGUUUUAUCGACCAGUUAGAUAAUAGACAUUCGCACAUUGAUGUAUGCAAGUCAUUGAAUGUAUUGUUGUCAAUGUUUAUGUACGUCAUUAUGUUCUCUGCCAACAAUGAGAGAAAACGUACACUUGUCCCCAUUUUGUGAGUUCUAUUGUCAAACUAAGAGAAACGAUUCUCUAUUCAGCCACAAUAAAGUACUAUAUACA